AUCCUCUCUCUAACCAUUCUCUGUGUGCUGCGGAAAAUGUCCCAGAAUUAUAACCUCCUACUUCUGUUUUUCUGCUUUUCCUUUCUAAGUCAUUUAGAAAUGACUCACUUUGAAACUCUUCCUGUGAAGUCAGAUAGUGGUCUAGAGCAUAAGGCUUAAUUUGUUGCCAGAAACAGAGAAGGAAAGAAGGAGAGAAUGCUCAGCAAAUUUUGUCAUACUUCAUGACUUCAUUGUGGCUAAGUUUGGGGACCAGACAGGACUCAUGGGAACAUCCAGGUGCUGAAGCCUUCAGCUACUGUCUCAGCUUUUUGAGUCUCACUCUGUUGCCCAGGCUGGAGUACAGUGGCACAGCCUUGGCUCACUGCAACCUCCAACUCCCAGGUUGAAGUGAUUCUCCUGCCUCAGCCUCCUGAGUAGCUGUGAUUACAGAUGGAGCCUCACCCUAUAGCCCAGGCUGGAGUGUAGCGGUGCAAUCUUGGCUCACUGCAAACUCUGCCUCCCAGGUUCAAGUGAUUCUCCUGCCUCAGCCUCCCAGGUAGCUGGGACUACAGAAGUUUACCAAUGGAGUCUUUCUCUGCUGAGAUCAAUUCAACUGACCUACUCUUACAGCCAUGGAAUAAGCCCCCAGAAAUUCUCUCCAUGGUCAUUCUCAGCCUCACUUUUUUAUUGGGAUUGCCAGGCAAUGGGCUGGUGCUGUGGGUGGCUGGCCUGAAGAUGAAACGAACAGUGAACACAGUUUGGUUCCUCCACCUCACCCUGGCGGACCUUCUCUGCUGCCUCUCCUUGCCCUUCUCACUGGUUCACUUGGCUCUCCAGGGAAAGUGGCCAUACGGCAGCUUCCUAUGCAAGCUCAUCCCCUCCAUCAUUGUCCUCAACAUGUUUGCCAGUGUCUUCCUGCUUACUGCCAUUAGCUUGGACCGCUGUCUUGUGGUAUUCAAGCCAAUCUGGUGUCAGAAUCAUCGCAGUGUAGGGACAGCCUUCACUAUCUGUGGAUGUAUCUGGAUGGUGGCUUUUGUGAUGUGCAUACCCGUGUUCAUGUACCGGGAAAUAUUCACUAUAGACAACCAUAAUAUAUGUGGCUACAAAUUUGAUCCCUUUAACUCAUUCGAUUAUUCAGACUUUUAUGGAGAUCUACUAAAAAACAGGUCUUUUGAAAACAUGGUCCAACUGCCUGAAGAAAUGGAUGAUAGGUUAGAUCCUUCCUCUUUGCAAACAAAUGAUCAUCCUUGGACAGUCACCACUCUCCUCCAACCUCAAACAUUUCAAAGACCUUCUGCAGAUUCACUCCCUAGGGAUUCUGCUAGAUUAACUACUCAAAAUCCAUAUUCUCAUGUAUUUAAACCUGCUGAUGUGGUCUCACCUAAAAUCCGCAGUGGGUUUCCCAUUGAAGAUCACAAAACUAGCCCACCGAAUAACUCUGAUGGUUUUCUCUCUACUCAUUUAGAGCUGUUCCCUAGGGCUUCUAGCAAUUCCUUAUAUGAGUCUGAACUACCACAAGAUUUCCAGGAUUAUUACUAUUUAGGCCAAUUCACAUAUGACAAUCAAGGGCCAACACUCAUGGUGGCAAUAGUCAUCACUAGGCUAGUGGUGGGUUUCCUGCUGCCUUCUGUUAUCAUGGUAACCUGUUACAGCUUAAUUGUUUUCCGAAUGCAAAGGGGCCGCUUCGCCAAGUCUCAGGGCAAAACCUUUCGAGUGGCUGUGGUGGUGGUCACUGUCUUUCUUGUCUGCUGGGCUCCAUACCACAUUAUAGGAGUCCUGUUAUUGUUCAUUCAACCAGAAACUCCCUUGGGGGGAGCUCUGAUGUCUUGGGACCAUGUGUCCAUUGCUCUAGCAUCUGCCAACAGUUGCUUUAAUCCCUUCCUUUAUGCCCUCCUGGGGAAAGAUUUUAGGAAGAAAGCAAGGCAGUCCAUUCAGGGCAUUCUGGAGGCAGCCUUCAGUGAGGAGCUCACACAUUCUACCCACUGUUCCUUAAACAAUGUCGCUUCAGAAAGAAAUAGUAUUAGCACAACUGUGUGAAAAUAUGGAGCAGUCAGCAAGCAGGGGCUCUUAGGUAUGAAUAUUUCUAAAAGGAUGAAGUGAUAGGAUGAAGAAGGGACUUCAGAAACUGUCAAAGAAUCAACCCAGUGGUUCUUUUUUUUUUUUUGAGACAGAGUUUUACUCUUGUUACCCAGGCUGGAGUGCGAUGGCACGAUCUCGGCUCACCGCAACCUCCGCCUCCUGGGUUCAAGCUAUUCUCCUGUCUCAGCUUCCCGACUAGCUGGGACUACCGGCACGCACUACCAUGCCCAGCUAAUUUUUUUGUAGAGACGGGUUUCACCAUGUUGACCAGAAUGGUCUCGAUCUCUUGACUUUGUGACCCACCCGCCUCAGCCUCCCAAAGUGCUGGGAUUAUAGGCGUGAGCCACCGCACCCGGCCAAUCCAAUGAUUCUUAAAGGGUGGCCACAAACUAUUGGCAUCAGUAUCCCCUAGAAAUUUGUUAGUAAUGCAAAUUCCCAAACCCCACCCCAGACUUGCUGAAUUGGAAUCUCUGGGGGUUGGGGCCCAGCAGGUGCAUUUAACAAACCCUCUUGUUUCUCAUUAAUGCUAAAUGUAAGAAUCAUUGUAAAAAUGAGUUCUAUUUCUAUCCCAAACUGAGCUAUGAAUAAGAGAAUUUACUGUUUUUAAAUGUUUGAUGUUAACUGUUUAUUGAUGUUUCCAUCAUUAAAUUUUUCCUAAGCAUUG
This is a messenger RNA of Callithrix jacchus (white-tufted-ear marmoset), 2722 nucleotides long. It is a transcript of the gene C3AR1, whose product is annotated as complement C3a receptor 1. Gene Ontology annotation, cellular component: plasma membrane. Gene Ontology annotation, biological process: phospholipase C-activating G protein-coupled receptor signaling pathway; positive regulation of cytosolic calcium ion concentration; inflammatory response. NCBI's taxonomy places the organism in Eukaryota, Metazoa, Chordata, Mammalia, Primates, Cebidae. Gene Ontology annotation, molecular function: G protein-coupled receptor activity; complement component C5a receptor activity; complement component C3a receptor activity. The record is from RefSeq and is a predicted model, not a curated record.